Molecule: messenger RNA, 673 nt
Organism: Schizophyllum commune H4-8
Lineage: Eukaryota; Fungi; Basidiomycota; Agaricomycetes; Agaricales; Schizophyllaceae
Product: kinase-like protein
Exons: 2
Coding region: 32-601 (189 amino acids)
Source: RefSeq, a predicted model, not a curated record
GCUCGUAGGCCAGGACGGCGUCAAGCGCUUCAUGAAGCGCAGCCUCUCCGACGUCGAAUGGGCCAUGCGAGAUGGCGGACGAAUUAUUCCCCCCACUUACGACGUUGCUGUCCAUGUUCGCAACGAAGCAGCUGCGAUUGCAUACGUUCGGGCGCACACUGACAUCCCCGUCCCCAACGUCGUUUGCUCCUUCGACGAUGGGGGGCGCACGUACCUCAUCGAGGACGAAGUUCCGGGGGUCAGCAUGGCAGACUUGCCGGACGACGCGAAGGCGGUCGUCAUGAAGGAGGUGGAGGCCCACAUCCGAACGCUGCAGAGCGUCAAGAGAACCGCCAUGGGCGGAUUUUGCGGCGUCGCUUGUCUCCCCUACCGCCUUGCCUGCGUCUUGCCCAAGUACGAGAAGGUCGCGUUCAGGCCCGACGUGCCGUACGAGCUCGUCCUUUGCCACAACGACAUGUCGCAGCACAAUAUCAUCGUCGACCCAGAGACGCUCAAGAUCAACGCCAUUAUCGACUGGGAGUUCGCGGGCUUCUACCCGAAGGAGUUCGAGGGUGCCUUUUACAAACGCCCUGGCGCUUCUGUGGCUUUUUUUAACCCAUGAGGACGUCCAUAAUGUCCUCCUUCACCAGCCGUCUUCGGUCCAUGUUCCACUUCCUGAGGUAUUCCCUGGCGC